Messenger RNA from Echinostoma caproni, 198 nucleotides. The record is from the annotation of a GenBank genome assembly. NCBI's taxonomy places the organism in Eukaryota, Metazoa, Platyhelminthes, Trematoda, Plagiorchiida, Echinostomatidae.
ACGGACAGUACGCAAGAACUACCCGGCUACCUAUCGUUGCAUGACUAUGGCACCGAAAUGGGUCUGGUGCUCAAAUGGACUCCGAAUUGGGCUAUGGCUCCAAACGGCGUGUCUGCUCCCGAUGAGCAUGAUACAGAUCACCGGACCACAAGUGACGCAUUGGAGGAUGCCAACAUGCCCGACACUCAGCGAGAGUAA